Pipistrellus kuhlii (Kuhl's pipistrelle) is the source of this 3859-nucleotide messenger RNA. It is a transcript of the gene COLEC12, whose product is annotated as collectin subfamily member 12. The record is from RefSeq and is a predicted model, not a curated record. The coding region runs from base 180 to 2408 and encodes 742 amino acids. Gene Ontology annotation, molecular function: signaling receptor activity. The transcript is spliced from 10 exons. NCBI's taxonomy places the organism in Eukaryota, Metazoa, Chordata, Mammalia, Chiroptera, Vespertilionidae.
GUGAGGGCGCGCGGCGGCCCGGGCUCAGAGUGCCGGGCGGGAGCGGGGAGCGGGAGCGCGGACGGCGGGCGGGCAGCGCGGACGGCGGGGCUGCCAUGGGCGCGCAGUGACCGCUGCGCAGCGCGAUCUUCCUCGGCCGCGCGGAGCUCCCGGGCCGGCGGUGCGCGUCCUCCGCCACCAUGAAAGACGACUUUGCAGAGGAGGAGGAGAUGCAGUCCUUCGGUUACAAGAGGUUUGGUAUUCAGGAAGGAACACAAUGUACCAAAUGUAAAAACAACUGGGCACUGAAGUUUUCUAUCAUAUUAUUAUACAUUUUGUGUGCCUUGCUAACAAUCACAGUGGCCAUUCUGGGAUACAAAGUUGUAGAGAAAAUGGACAAUGUGACAGGAGGCAUGGAGACAUCUCGCCAAACCUAUGAUGACAAGCUCACAGCAGUGGAAAGCAACCUGAAAAAAUUAGGGGACCAAACUGGGGAAAAAGCUAUAAGCACCAAUUCAGAACUCUCCACCUUCAGAUCAGACAUUCUGGAUCUUCAACAACAGCUUCGCGAUAUCUCAGAAAAGACCAGCAAGAACAAAGAUAGGCUGGAGAAGUUACAGGCAAGUGGGGACGCACUGGUGGACAGGCAGAGUCAACUGAAAGAAACUCUGGAGAAUAACUCCUUCUUCAUCACCACUGUAAACAAAACCCUGCAGGCGUACAAUGGCUAUGUGACGAAUCUGCAACAAGACACCAGCGUGCUGCAGGGCAACCUGCAGAGUCAAAUGUACUCUCAUAACGUGGUCAUCAUGAACCUCAACAACCUGAACUUGACCCAGGUGCAGCAGAGGAACCUCAUCACUAACCUGCAGCAGUCUGUGGAUGACACGAGCCAGGCUAUCCAACGAAUCAAGAACGACUUCCAAAACCUGCAGCAGGUUUUUCUCCAAGCCAAGAAGGACACCGAUUGGUUGAAGGAGAAAGUCCAGAGCCUGCAGAUGCUGGCUGCCAAUAACUCUGCCUUGGCUAAAGCCAACAACGACACCCUGGAGGAUAUGAACAGCCAGCUCAGCUCCUUCACAGGUCAGAUGGACAACAUCACCACGGCCUCACAAGCCAAUGAGCAGAACCUGAAAGACCUGCAGGACAUACACAAGGACUCGGAGAACAGAACAGCCGUCAAGUUCAGCCAGCUGGAGGAACGCUUCCAGCUCUUUGAAACGGAUAUCGUCAACAUCAUUAGCAACAUCAGUUACACGGCCCACCACCUGCGGACGCUGACCAGCAAUCUGAAUGAAGUCAGGACCACUUGCACAGAUACCCUGACCAAACACACGGACGACCUGACCUCCUUGAAUAACACACUGGCCAAUAUCCGCUUGGAUUCUGUUUCUCUCAGGAUGCAGCAAGAUACGAUGAGAUCGAGAUUAGACACGGAAGUAGCAAACUUAUCAGUGAUUAUGGAAGAAAUGAAGCUUGUGGACUCCAAACAUGGUCAGCUUAUCAAGAAUUUUACAAUACUGCAAGGUCCUCCUGGCCCCAGGGGUCCGAAAGGUGACAGAGGAGCGCAGGGGCCCCCGGGGCCCACUGGCAACAAGGGCCAGAAGGGAGAGAAAGGGGAGCCUGGCCCGCCCGGCCCCGCCGGGGAGAGGGGCCCCAUCGGGCCGGCGGGCCCCCCCGGAGAGCGAGGCAGCAAAGGCUCCAAAGGCUCUCAGGGCGCCAAAGGCUCCCGCGGGUCCCCGGGGAAGCCCGGCCCUCAGGGCCCCAGCGGCGACCCGGGCCCUCAAGGCCCGCCGGGCAAGGACGGCCUCCCCGGCCCCCAGGGCCCCCCCGGCUUCCAGGGCCUGCAGGGCACCGUGGGGGAGCCCGGCGUGCCGGGGCCGCGGGGGCUGCCCGGCCUGCCUGGGGUGCCCGGCAUGCCAGGCCCCAAGGGCCCCCCUGGCCCUCCAGGCCCGUCGGGAGCAGCCGUGCCCCAGGCCCUGCAGAACGAGCCAACCACAGCACCCGAGGCCAACGGCUGCCCGUCUCACUGGAAGAACUUCACAGACAAAUGCUACUACUUUUCGGUCGAGAAGGAAACUUUUGAGGAUGCGAAGCUUUUCUGUGAAGACAAGUCUUCACAUCUCGUUUUCAUAAACACAAGGGAGGAACAGCAAUGGAUAAAAAAGCAGAUGGUGGGGAGAGAGAGCCACUGGAUCGGCCUCACGGAUUUGGAGCAUGAAAACGAAUGGAAGUGGCUGGAUGGGACGCCCCUAGAGUAUAAAAAUUGGAAAGCCGGACAGCCAGAUAACUGGGGCCAUGACCAAGGGCCAGGAGAAGACUGUGCGGGGCUAAUUUACGCUGGGCAGUGGAACGACUUCCAGUGUGAAGACGUCAACAACUUCAUAUGUGAAAAAGACAGGGAGACAGUGCUAUCAUCUUCAUUAUAAUAGACUGUGAUAAUAACAUGAGCAACUUUUCGGACAGUUCUCAAAGGCCCAGGAUACUUCCUUCUGAUUGCAUCACCUGCUCACCAGAUUGGAAAAAGCACUGAAAACCAAUUCCUGAAGAAAUUGACAGCUAAUGUUCUUUGCCAUUUGCCAUUACUCAAGGACUUUGGAACUAAAAUGUUCCCUCGGUAUGAAAUAUUGAUUUUCAGUACGCAAGUGGACUGAAUCACAUAGAUUUAUCAGCCAGUAACUGUACAGUGUAUGCAAAUCGUUAUCUUCCAAAACAUGGAAUCCUCCGAUUAUAAGAAGAUUAUCGUUGGUUGUUGAGCUUUAGGAAGAACUUACACAUAUACUGUGUAAACAGUACCUGACAUUUCUAAAAUCCCAAGUGUAGGAAAAAUAUUCAGACAUGGAGAUAUAUAGGCCAACUCUUAAUGAUAUGAAAUGUACUUAAAGAGCUUUUAAAACUGUAUUUUUGUACAAAAUAUGUGCCUUUUUACAAUCCCCGCCUCUUUUUUUUUUUUUUUUUUGUCAUUGUUGCCAUUUUACCAAUAUAAUACAUGGAGCCAAAGAAAACAAUAUGGUACUAAUAAAAACUCAUAGGGUUUCUUGUCAGAUUUAAUUUUACCCAAUGGCAAAGAUUUUUUUAGUUGUGGUUUAAAAAAAAAACAAACAAAUACCUGUGUGUACAUAUAUAUUUUUAAACAUCAUCAUUUCCUCAGAGGAGUCCACCAUGCAAAAUAUUUACAAAUAUCCUUACACAUUUUGCCAGUGUAGUUAAGCCUGAGCACACACAUGGCUCAGUCAAGUGGGCUGUUCAUUGAGCCCAUCACCAACCAACACCCUUGCUGCUGUGUGCCUGGCCAAGCCCAGAGCUCAGCGCAGGAUGUGCCUCUCCUCACGCUGGUGGGGUCGGGGUGGCGGAGAGGAGUCUGUUGGGAAGAGCAGAGCACCUGAAUCUGGCUGUUUAGAAGAUCCGGAUUUAUGGCCAAGGUGUGAAUUUACUUGGUUUUAGACCCAUCCCAGGGCCGAUAUUAACUCUCAAGAAUGCAUGGCAUCACAUCAGCCAAAGGCAGAGAUGCUGGAAAGAUAGGGACAGCUAUGUGCUACCUGGAAAGUUUAAGUCAGGUUCUAAAACUUACAUAAUUCAAAAAAAUAAAAAUUACAUACUUCCAAGGCACAUGCAUGACGAAUGCAAGAAUAAACGUUUGGCCACUUGGAACUUUUGCAAAGAACCCUUUCCUCUGAGCCUACUUUUCGUCUACUCCUCGAUUUGCCACUGAAAAGUCUACCUAACAUGAACUGUGCUUAAAAUAAGCACCAGAUAUAACCGAUGCUCAAAGGGGAGAUUCCCACCCAACAGAUUCUCCACCCCUCCCCAAGCCCCCCCAGGCAGUGCUGCUACCCAUUCCAAAUACUUUGGUAAAAGAAUAAAGACAAUUUGACUUUCA